GAAAUCCAAAAGAGAAUAGCAGGGAUAAACACCAUUAAUUAUGGAUGUUUGGAAAACCAGAAAGGAGUAAUCUGAUUCAUGCCUCUCUCUUGCGAUUGGAAAUUUCGAAAGAGGUAAAAACACCAGAUUUCAGUACACGCAGUCACAUCGUUGUCAAAAGAAAAAUCUAAAGCAUGAUUUGAACGUGAAAACUACGAGUCCAUGUGAUGUGAAUGUGAGAGUUGGAAGCUCAGUCCACAACUACGCGCGUUGUCGGCUCAGUUUGUCAUCACAGCAUCAUUAUUCCCAACUACAACAACUUUCGCACAUUCAUAUUCUAAGCCGCUACCUAAAUUCCUUCCCCAAAUGAUGAGUAUUUCUUUGCGGUGAAGGAAGGGACGACACCGUUUCUAAGCAAUCCUCUGCAAAUUUUAAAUCUGUGCUUCUCUUCCUUCAGUUUGGCAAUUGGGAGCCGUUGAAUUACUGUCACCUGCUACUCAUCACGGGAGGGUUAUAUCUGCAUUUCUUUAAAUUUGGAAGAAAAAUGGACGGUGAUCUGAAUAAUCAUGAUGUUUCUCAUUCACAUGUAGAUGGUGAUGAAUGCAGGAUGGAGAUGGGGUUUGGCAACUAUGGCUGCUCGCAUUACCGGAGGAGGUGCAAGAUCAUAACACCUUGUUGCAAUGAGAUAUUUGAUUGCAGGCACUGCCACAAUGAUGCAAAGAAUUUGAUAGAAGUUGAUCCACUUGAACGCCAUGAUGUCCCGCGCCAUGAAGUAAAAAGGGUCAUCUGCUCAUUGUGUAAUACAGAACAAGAUACUCAACAAAUGUGUAUUUCUUGUGGCGUUUGCUUGGGGAAGUACUAUUGCUCAAAAUGCAAAUUCUUCGAUGAUGACGUUUCAAAGAAUCAGUAUCACUGCGAUAAAUGCGGAAUCUGCAGAACUGGUGGUGAAGAAAACUUUUUUCACUGUGAUAGAUGUGAGUGUUGCUACUCAAACUUGUUGAAAGAGUCGCACUCAUGCAUAGAGAAGGCCAUGCAUCACAACUGCCCCGUUUGCUUCGAGUAUAUUUUUGAUACAACCAAAGACAUCACUGUGCUCCCCUGCGGCCACACAAUUCAUCUCAACUGUGUAAAAGAGAUGGAAAGCCGUUUCCAGUAUACUUGCCCGCUUUGCUUGAAAUCGUAUUGUGAUAUGAACUGCGUCUGGGAAAAGCUCGAUGAAGAGAUUGCUUCGACACCUAUGCCUCAAAUCUACCAAAAUAAAAUGGUGUGGAUCCUCUGCAAUGACUGUGGUGAAACAUGUGAGGUGAACUAUCACAUUGUGGCUCACAAAUGCUUGAACUGCAAGUCUUACAACACGAGCCAGACGAGAGGAGGCCCCACGUCCUGCUCGUCUGGAGUAUCCGAGAUGAUCGGCCGGCCUUGAAGUCUAUCGACUGCAACGAAAGCUUUGUUGCUUGCAGCAGGAAGAUCCCAUUUAAUUUGUUCCUUCAUUCCUUGAUGAUUCCUUCCUUCUGUGAUUCUUAGCUUUAUCUAAUCUUCUCUAGGUUGAUGAUUCCUUCCUUCUAUGUAUUACUUUCACUUAUUCUGAUCAAUAUAAGAGUUUACACC
Salvia miltiorrhiza (redroot sage) is the source of this 1587-nucleotide messenger RNA. Its product is annotated as E3 ubiquitin-protein ligase RZFP34-like. Gene Ontology annotation, molecular function: zinc ion binding; ubiquitin protein ligase activity. The record is from RefSeq and is a predicted model, not a curated record. Gene Ontology annotation, biological process: protein ubiquitination; ubiquitin-dependent protein catabolic process. Gene Ontology annotation, cellular component: nucleus. NCBI's taxonomy places the organism in Eukaryota, Viridiplantae, Streptophyta, Magnoliopsida, Lamiales, Lamiaceae. Bases 524 to 1402 code for a protein of 292 amino acids. The transcript is spliced from 13 exons.